Phytophthora nicotianae INRA-310 is the source of this 555-nucleotide messenger RNA. RefSeq lists its product as hypothetical. The record is from RefSeq and is a predicted model, not a curated record. NCBI's taxonomy places the organism in Eukaryota, Oomycota, Peronosporomycetes, Peronosporales, Peronosporaceae. The transcript has a single exon. Bases 1 to 555 code for a protein of 184 amino acids.
AUGCGGCUGAGUACCAUCCUGCUGACUGUUACAGUCGCUGCCCUCGCUAGCGCGAGCGGUGCUGCCACGACCGAUCUCUCCAAGACCGCUUCCAUGAAGCUUCAACACUCAUCUGUUGCCGCUCAGGCCAAUAUCAAUGUCCACCGACGUUUGAGAAAGCAUGAUAGCCAACUCGAUCGACGUGCAGACAGCGAAGAGAGAGCAAACUUUGGGACCUGGCUGUCGGAGAAUAUGGCCAAACUUAAGGCCUUUGUAAGCAAGGUUGACGAGAUGGACGAGAAGGCGGCGCAGAUGAUCAAGGGCAAAACCGUAGAGGAAGCCGAGGAAGUCCUCAACAAACUCACGGACGAAUCACUACGUCUGUUUCAAGGGAUGGAGAAGCAGGGGAUUACCCCGCAAAACCUAGCAAAACACCCCACAUUCAAGAAGCUGGGGGAAAAGGAAGCUAACUACCUGACGGAGUAUUCGAUUUGUAUUCGAAGACUUUCAAGGGCAAAACUGCCUGAAAGGCUCGUCCAAGCUCCUGAAAGGAGGACGCGUGCGGCGAAGAAUUGA